Messenger RNA from Acytostelium subglobosum LB1, 1188 nucleotides. RefSeq lists its product as hypothetical. NCBI's taxonomy places the organism in Eukaryota, Evosea, Eumycetozoa, Acytosteliales, Acytosteliaceae. The record is from RefSeq and is a predicted model, not a curated record. The transcript has a single exon. The coding region runs from base 1 to 1188 and encodes 395 amino acids.
AUGUCAUCCAUGCCAAUUCAACCUUUAGUGGAGGCUGAGUCAUCCUCCUCGCCUUCACAUACACCGCCACAUCUUCAACAACAUCAAUAUCAACAUCAACAACAUCAACAUCAUCAACAACAUUACCAACAAAAUGAGCAACUUGAGCAACAACAAUCCUCCCCAAUCAAGACUAAUAGAACUCGCCGCUCGGCCAGGAAUAGUUCCCUGCCACCACAUCUUGCCAACAUAGCCGCAGACCAUAAUCACCAUGAUGAUGAUGAUGAGGAUGACGACUUUGAGGAUGAGAUCACCGGUGAUGAUGAGGACAUGAGGAGUGAUGAUAAUGUAUUGAAUGAUUCGGCCAAUGAUAUAACAAUGCCAGCACCAACAUCAUUGCCUCCACCUCCUUUCCCCUCCACAUACCAAUUCGUUCCAUAUACAACACAUCAAUCAAACUCGCCUGUUGACAAGUCUUCCAAUGCAUCCGGUUCAUCAUCAUCAACCUCUUCCUCCUCCACUAACCCUUCAUCCUCCUCCUCAACCAUGCACUCAACUCCCUCUUCAUCCUCGUCAUCAACAUCAUCUUCACAUCCAUACCAGAGACCAUUCUCAACACACAUGGGAUUGUCCCGUGACAAGAUCCCAUCACAUUUCCAUCACUACUUGAAUCCACUGCCGCCCAAUCAGUCCAACUCUGGCAUCCCAAUAUCAACACCAUCCUCCAACUCCAACAACUCCAAUGACAUUCGCGAAGUCACACCAGCCAACAUCACGCUCAGAACCCCUGCGACAUCAGUUGAACCGACCGACAAUAACCAGAGCCAAGGCCAGAGCCAGGACAACUUGGUCUCCAACUCGUCAAACAUCCUAGCCACCGUUCCAACACUGGAGGAGCAAGCAAUCCAGAUGGCCAAUAACAAAGAGCAGCCUCGCUACGUUGAUAUCUCUGAGUAUCUGUGCAUGCCGCAGUCAGAGGCCGCCAAGCUGUUGAAGAUCCCCACGUCGACAUUGAGCAAACGUUGGAAGGAGGCAGCCUUGGGCAGGAAGUGGCCUCAUCGCCGCAUCGCCAAGUUGGACAAGGAGAUCCUCACCAUCCUUCACAACAUCCCCACCGACAAGGACAUGCCAGAGAAUGUCAACACCAACCUUGACAAGCUGAUGCGUAAGAGACAAGAGAUCCUUGGAUCUGUCCUUAUCAGGCUUUAG